Molecule: messenger RNA, 3448 nt
Organism: Pundamilia nyererei
Lineage: Eukaryota; Metazoa; Chordata; Actinopteri; Cichliformes; Cichlidae
Gene: smad3b
Product: SMAD family member 3b
Exons: 9
Coding region: 296-1573 (425 amino acids)
Biological process (GO): positive regulation of transcription by RNA polymerase II; SMAD protein signal transduction; activin receptor signaling pathway
Cellular component (GO): heteromeric SMAD protein complex
Molecular function (GO): I-SMAD binding; DNA-binding transcription factor activity, RNA polymerase II-specific; RNA polymerase II cis-regulatory region sequence-specific DNA binding
Source: RefSeq, a predicted model, not a curated record
UGUGUGAUACAGGUGCAGUAGGACAGACCAGCUGACUGAGGAGCAGGAGGAGGGGCAGGCAGGCAGGCAGGCUGGCCGAGGUCCUGCUGCACGCCGACACUGAGCACACUUGAACGGAGGGAAGCUGCGACGCGCACCGCUGCUGCUGGUUCUGAGCCCCCGGCAGCCAUCAGACAUUCACCUGUCUAGGAGUUUAGCUAGCAGGCUAAAUAGUUGAAAGUCUGAAAAAACAAAGUGUCUACAGUAAUAAAUUAAAGAUAGGAGCUGUAACUAGUUGUUGCAGUUGCAGGUUAAAAUGUCUAUCUUACCGUUCACCCCUCCAGUUGUGAAGAGGCUUCUUGGCUGGAAGAAAGGAGAGCAGAACGGACAGGAGGAAAAAUGGUGUGAAAAAGCUGUCAAAAGUCUGGUGAAGAAGUUAAAACGGACGGGACAGCUGGACGAGCUGGAGAAGGCCAUCACAACACAGAAUGUCAACACAAAAUGCCUAACUAUACCCAGGUCUUUGGAUGGACGUCUGCAGGUUUCCCACAGAAAAGGUCUUCCUCAUGUGAUCUACUGCCGCUUGUGGCGCUGGCCGGAUCUGCAGUCCCACCAUGAACUCAGAGCUGCCGACCACUGUGAAUUUGCCUUUCACACCAAGAAGGAUGAAGUAUGUGUCAACCCCUAUCACUACCAGAGGGUGGAGACACCAAUUUUGCCUCCCGUUCUAGUGCCACGACAUACAGACAUCCCUGCCGAGUUCCCACCACUGGAUGACUACAGCCCAUCCAUCCCUGAAAACACCAAUUUUCCCGCUGGCAUUGAGCCCCAGAACAACUAUAUUCCUGAAACUCCCCCACCAGGGUACCUGAGUGAGGAUGGUGAGACAAAUGAUCACCAGCUUAACCACAGCAUGGACACAAGUUCACCCAGCCUGUCACCCAAUCCUGUAUCCCCUGCAAACAAUAAUCCUGACUUUCAACCUGUGACAUAUUGUGAAUCUGCCUUCUGGUGCUCCAUCUCCUAUUAUGAGUUGAACCAGCGUGUUGGAGAGACCUUCCACGCUUCACAACCCUCCCUUACAGUAGAUGGAUUCACAGAUCCCUCCAACUCCGAACGCUUCUGUCUGGGCUUGCUGUCAAACGUCAACCGCAACUCAGGAGUAGAACUCACACGCAGACACAUAGGUCGGGGUGUGAGGUUAUACUACAUCGGGGGUGAGGUGUUUGCAGAAUGUCUCAGUGAUAGCGCCAUCUUUGUCCAAAGCCCUAACUGCAACCAGCGCUAUGGGUGGCAUCCUGCCACUGUGUGCAAAAUACCUCCAGGCUGCAACCUGAAGAUCUUCAACAACCAGGAGUUUGCUGCGCUGCUCUCUCAGUCAGUCAACCAGGGAUUUGAGGCAGUCUACCAACUUACCAGGAUGUGUACUAUUCGGAUGAGUUUUGUUAAGGGUUGGGGAGCUGAGUACAGACGUCAGACAGUGACCAGCACCCCCUGCUGGAUAGAGCUACAUCUUAAUGGUCCCCUUCAGUGGUUGGACAAGGUCCUCACACAGAUGGGCUCCCCCAGCAUCCACUGCUCUAGUGUGUCCUAGGAGCAGCCCUCCUUCCCAUCCACACUCAAACACCCCCAUAGGAAUCAAUCCACAGAAACAGCAUUUCCCCUGCUGUGUUUGACAUUUCUCAUCACAUGUACAGCACUGUCUUUAGUGUCAUUUAGUGUCUCAAUUUCAUGGUCAUUGUAGGACAUUUUUAUGGGUUUUAUUAUUUUCAGAAGACAGAAGUGCAUCUUCAUGAUUAUUCUUUUACAUAUUAUGUCCAUCCUUCCUGUUAAUUAACUUUACAUUUCACAAAGGAGACUGAAAUGUUUGUUUUCCAAGUUGGAAGAUAUGCAGUUUCAACUUGGCCAUCGACAUGUUUUAAAACAUUUUUGAUUCUAUGAAUUAAUCAAUAUUAUGAAUAAGCCUUUAGUGUCCCAGCAAUCACUGAAUUGGGAAGCUUAUUUAAUAAAAAAAAACGAUAAAUUAACAUGAGAAAUGUUAUUUAUAGUGACAGAAUAUAUUUCAUUAAUAUUUUAAGUAGAAGGUACUUUCCUUUAUUGAUUUAUGAUCAAUAAAGAAACCAAUUAUCUGAUCAGUGAAUUGGUAUUUUGUCUAGCUUUAAAAAAAACAAACAGUAUCAGUGUUUCUGAUAUAGAGCCCUUGUAUUAAAAGUAUUUUGCUCAAUGAAAGAGACAUUUUCUAAGUUAUUUUUGCAUAUUGUCCUGCAUGAGAAUAUAUUUUUCUUAUUGCCUAAAUAUGAUUGUACAUAAAUAUUUAUAGCUUGUGUAAUCUGCUAGUCAUCCAUUGCUUGAAAGAGUGGAUCAAAGUGAACUCUGACAUGGGUGGAUUCAUAGUAAGACUACUUAGAUGAACUUUUCAGGUGAGUUGGUUCUGAAGUGUGGCACAGGAAUACUGUACCAACCAUUAGUGUUAUUUGAUAACAGGCUCGAUGAGUCAUUAUAGUAGACUGACUGAAUCUGGACACCAUGUGACUUGAAGUAUGAAGUGUACAGUGACCAAGGUUGUGUGAAAACAACAAUGCAGGUCUUCUUAUGUAUUAUCAAUUGUUAACCAAUGGUACACUAUGCUCCUUAUGGGUAAAUGAUGCAUUUCAAGUUUAUUGUGUCACUUUAAUGGUUGUGGUAAUUUGCUUGUCCACUAAAUACUGUAUAUUACAUGUACAUUACAAUAUAAGGCAUGUGUAAUAUGCUCACUGUCCUUGGUCGUUGUCUAAGACGUCACCAUGUUAAUCCUGCACUCACUCACAGUACAUAAGACUGAGUCACCAAGCAAUCUAUUUAAAGGAGUUACAUGGUGCUGAACGGAAACACUGUACUACACAGUACAUUAGGUAUGUGGUAGGUCUGUAUCAGUACUUGAGUUCCUUGAUAUUCUUUUAGUGGUUUUAUGAUCCAAGUCUUAUGUUUUUGUUUUUUAAUGUAGACUAAUAUUUGUUCUCAAAUGUCUAGAAUUAUCUGUGAAAUUUUAAUAAAUUGCAAAACAGUAAAAAGAGGGCUGCUUCUCUGUAAAAGGAAUUAUGUAUGAAAUCUAAAUGUAAAAAGAACAGUUGCCUCACAGCAGCUGGUGCAUUCAUUGUACCACUAAAUUGACCCUUUCUGUGUUAGGGUGGCGACCUGUCUGGGGUACACUCUGCUUCUCAUACAUGACCCUGCACCAAGGAGUAAAGUUGCUUAUUAUACACCGUGACAAAAAUUUGAAAUUGAUAUACAUAAAGCGGAUAAGUGUCCUGUAAUAAAUGAUAUAAUCAGGAAACCUGUAGAGGUGACGCGACACUCUUUUGCUAAACGGCAUAGUGUUUGAUGGUAUGUAUGUACAGUAUAAUAUAUUUUUAAAUGUGCUUCUCUACUCAUUAAGGCUUGAUAAAAAUAUUAGAAACUCCCCACUGCGCUACAUCUAAAUUACUUAUUU